Messenger RNA from Phoenix dactylifera (date palm), 2411 nucleotides. Its product is annotated as lipid transporter. Lineage: Eukaryota; Viridiplantae; Streptophyta; Magnoliopsida; Arecales; Arecaceae. The record is from RefSeq and is a predicted model, not a curated record. Gene Ontology annotation, biological process: dolichol-linked oligosaccharide biosynthetic process; glycolipid translocation. Gene Ontology annotation, cellular component: endoplasmic reticulum membrane.
UCCAUACUCGGUACUCAUACCCGGUCGAUGGUGCAUCGCCUUUUCUCCCCACCGACUCUGAGUCCCUUCUAGGGUUUUACUUGCCCUAUUGGAGCAGGAAUACGGCGAGAAGAGUCUCUUUUUCGCCCCUCAUUCGAUCUCAGAUGGCGGGUGGGACCGUUGGAUUCCCGGCGGAGGGAGGCGGCCCCGCCGGUCACAACCUCGCUCGCACCUUCAAAUACCUGAUGGCAACGCAGUUCCUCUCGAGGGGAAUACCGUUUAUAUUUAAUUCAUGGAUCGUGAGGCACCUCACAGAAGCCGACUAUGCGCUUUAUGCAGUACAAUUUCAACUUUUUGUUACCUGCAUCUUAUUCUUAAGCCGUGAGGGUUUUCGCCGUGCAUGCAUGCGCACUGAUGUUCGAAGUGAUGGCUUACCAAUGGAAGAAAAUGCUGCGAGGUUAUUGAAGGUAGCUUGGAUGACUUUUCCAAUUGGCAUUUUUUUUACUUUUGCAGCCUGCAUCUUUGUAUUCUGGUUUCAGAAACUCAGUUUUUCUGAACCAUAUGCGCAAGCUAUAUUGAUCCAUGGAUUUGCUUGUUUAUUGGAGUUACUGGCAGAGCCACUUUAUAUUCUUUCUCAGAACUUGCAUCUCCUUAGAUUAAGACUGUUGGUCGAAACUGCAGCAACUAUUCUACGUUGUGCGACAACCUUCGUCCUCAUUGUAAAACAAAAUAACAUGGAAAAGGGAAUUGUAUUUGCUUUCUCCCAGGCUGCAUAUGGUGCCAGCUUGUUUUUAGGAUAUUGGUUUUAUUUUCUCCUCUUUCGUAUCGUCAGGAUUUCUUAUCUGUUUCCUUUCAGAUUAUGGAACUUGAUGGACUAUGAUAAACAACUUUGGCACAUGUGCGUAUUAUUUACUGGCCAAUCUGUGCGAAAGUUGAUUCUUCAAGAAGGGGAGAAGCUGGUUCUUGUAUGGUUGGAUACGCCCUAUAACCAGGCUGUAUAUGGUCUCGUGGACAAGUUAGGAAGUUUAGUCGUGAGAUUGGUUUUUCUUCCUUUUGAAGAAAGUUCAUAUGCAACUUUUGCAAAAUUAGCAUCAGGACAAUCACCCCAAAGGAACACAAGAUUACAGAGUUCUUUAGUAGAAGCCCUGAAGCUUGUUUUGCUGAUCGGCCUCGUGGUAAUAGCAUUUGGUCCAAGCUACUCAUAUACUCUCAUCAGAAUACUUUAUGGGAAGAAAUGGAGUGAUGGAGAAGCUCCAGCCGCCCUCCGUUAUUAUUGCUUUUAUGUCAUCACCUUAGCCAUGAAUGGGACAUCUGAAGCUUUUCUACAUGCAGUUUCAAAUGAGAGUCAGCUUAGGAAGUCGAAUGAUUCAUUGCUCAUAUUCUCUGGGAUUUACAUUGUACUAAAUAUCCUCCUGAUUCGAUCUGCCGGAGCAAUAGGAUUAAUUGCUGCUAAUUCAAUGAAUAUGAUGCUAAGAAUUAUAUAUUCUGCAGUGUUCAUCAAACGGUAUUUCCAGGAAUCUUCUUCGUUUUCUUUUUACCGAUGCUUGCCAUCUGGAUGGACCAUUCUGCUACUUUGCAGUGCUACAACACUCCUAUCCGAGAGAAUAUUUCUUGAUAAGGAUAACUUCUGGCAGACUAUGUCCCUUCACUUGGCUGUUGGCAUUGGAUGCUUCUGCAUCUCCUCUUUUGUGAUAUAUCAUCGUGAAAAGCAGUUCAUCAACAAAAUCAUGCGCAUCCAUAAACAUACCGAGUGAAGACUUAUUUUCUCUGAUGUUUGAUCAACCAUGACUAUUCAGUUUUCUCGGACAAAGGGCCUGGACGUUGAUACUUGAGGUCCGAUUCUUCAGAUCAGUAACUUUCAUGAUAUAACUUGAAGGCCUGUUUAAAAUUACUUGCCUGCUAAUCAUUCACAGCUUUGGAUUGAUACAAAAUCCUGCACAAGAACUCAAAGACGACACUUCCCAUUUUGUAGUACCUGCUUUUGGAUGUUAACCAAGGGUAUCUGAUGUAUGAGACAUGAAGCUGACUUCUGAUGUUUUUUCACGUGAAGUGAAAUCAAAGUGCUCAAAGUGUGGCCUGUAGUUACUGCGUUGGUUUGUGGGGGUCUUUCACAUUGGAAGAUAGCCGACUUUUGUGGAAUGUAAUGCAGCGGUAGUGUUUUAAGAGCUAUUUUCUGGUUUGGGUCAUCAUUAGAACCUACGGGUGUUAAUCUGCAAAUUUGAAUUAGUUAAAAGAGAAUCAAUUUUAUUUACAUGUCACGCCAAAAUUCUGGGAGAUACAGGAUCUCUAUUUCUCACUUUAUGAUGAUGCUAUGUAAAACUGGUUGGUAUCCACCCCCGUUUGGUUGUUGCCACCGGUACACUGGUGGGCAGAUGAGAGAUUUUAAGGAUAAGGUAAAUCAUCUUUUAAUUCAAAUGGAAUUUCUUUUAUAA